AGUAUGUACGUAUGUACAUAUGUAUAUAGCGGAAUAAGUGUACAUUCAUCUACAUACGUACAUUAAUAAAUAUUAUUGAUAUAUAAAUAGCGAAGAGUUUCGAUGAUCUAACAUAUACCCCUAUCAUCAACGCUUCCUAUUGAAUAUUAACCCAAGUACGUACAUACAUAUGUACUCAUCGGAUGUCCAUAUGUGUUUAGUUAUAUUUGCAGAAUAUAAUUAAUCAUUAAUUUUGUUUUCACUCUCGCUGUAGAAACAAAGGUUAUGCCGUCGGAUAAGCUUGUGUUUUCAACAAUUUAAUACAGUUUACCCUUUCACCAUAUGUAUGUAUGUACCUACGUAGAUAUAUUUUAUGAACACUCAAUCUUUAAAGAGUCGGAAAUGUMUUUUACUAAUACAGUUAAUAUACAUAUGUAUGUAUGUGCAUAUAUACCAUAAGUGGGAAUAUAUAAUUGCAUUUACAUAUAAUAUAUGUAUGUACAUAUGCACUUUAGCGUAAUUAUUUUUCAACUAGCUUCGUAUAGCUAGUAAGGUCAUACCGGAUUGGAUAAUAUAGACAAAAAUAAUACGCAUUAAGAAUGACAAAUAAAAACAUAUCCGUUCUUAAUUAUCAUCUCAUUUUCAUAGAACACUUCGCCGAAACCCAGAGUAUUUUUGACAUCAACAGGAUGGCGCAAAUAGAAAUGCAGRAGGUUUUUAAAUGGGUGCAUGAGCAUCGGUUAUAUGCCACAUUUAGUCCUAUGAUAUGUGGCAUUUGUUUAGCAUUUUUUUCAUAUAUGCUUGUGUAUUUGGAUAGCGACGUGCCAGGUUUAAAUCCUCCUUCACCUUUUUCACCGGUAAAACAAACAUAUCUUCGCGAACGACGCAGUGCUUUACAUUUGGGUUAUAUAAUGGCUUUAGCUUCUGGUUUAAUAUUCACUAUCUUUUUGUAUUGUGAUUUGAGUAGUGUAAACUAGCUUGAAAAUUAUUCAUGGAUAGUACCUAUUAAGAAAAUAUUACUAAUGAAUUAAAAAAAAAUAAGUACAAAUUAUCUUAAGUAUUCAAAAAAGUAUUAGUAUCCUUUAAUACCUACAAAUGCAUAAGUGUACAUAUUUGUAGAUGUCUAAUCAAAUAUACCUGAUUAUUUUCAUA
Molecule: messenger RNA, 1131 nt
Organism: Bactrocera latifrons
Lineage: Eukaryota; Metazoa; Arthropoda; Insecta; Diptera; Tephritidae
Product: ADP-ribosylation factor-like protein 6-interacting protein 6
Exons: 3
Coding region: 579-956 (125 amino acids)
Source: RefSeq, a predicted model, not a curated record